AUGAAAUCUCAGGCUGCAACAGAAAGGCUGAGAUAUUUGAUUAAAGAACACAAAAUCUCUUUUGUGACUCUUCAGGAACCUUUUAUCAAUGAAUCAAAUUUAGAAUCAUACAAAGUAAAUCUUGGGAUGCAAGGUGCUUAUGCUAAUGUGAAUAACAAAAUUUGGAUCUUUUGGGGGAAUGAUCUGGAGUGCUCCGUCUUUUGUUCGGAAGACCAAAUGGUCACUUGUAGAAUCAAAACUCAUGCUAAUCAACAAGUAUAUAUCUCCGUGGUGUAUGCUAAGUCAAGAUCAGCAGGCAGGGAGGAGCUAUGGAGAUAUAUGAGAGUUUUUGCCUCGACUAUUAAUGAUCCAUGGAUGAUAUGUGGUGACUUCAACUGCAUAUUGUCUAUGGACGAAAAGAAAGGAGGAAAGCCAUACAGUUUCAAGAAAAGUUUGCCUUUCAUUGAAUGUAUCCAAGAUUGUGGUGUUAAAGAUAUUGGCUUCUCAGGGAAUAUCUUUACCUGGUCAAAUGAAAGAAAGGCGGAGGAUGUGAUUUGGAAAAGGCUGGAUAGGAUUCUGUGUAAUGAGAAAUGGAAUGAGGCUUUUAACAUUAAUGAUAAUAUACAUCUUGCUAGAAUCAGUUCUGAUCAUUGUCCUCUCCUGAUCACCUGUAAGAACAGUCAACAGUCAUAUGUUAAGUACUUUAGAUUCUUGAAUUUCUGGACAGACAUUGAAGGGUAUCAGAAUAUUGUGAAAGAUAACUGGAUCACACAUACAAGUGGUAAUAUAUUUUGGGAGCAACUUGAAGAUGAAGUGAAAACCAAAGAAGAAAAAUAUAUGAUAUCGAUGGAUGAAGUUGACAGAAUGCAGAUGAACAAAGGAAAAGCUGAGCUGAUUAUGCAACAUAAGCAUGUAGAUAAUUUUUGGAGACAAAAAGCCAAUCUCAAAUGGAACUUGGAAGGAGAGGAAAACACUAAAUUUUUCCAUGCAGUGGUUAAAGGCAGAAGGAAGUAUCUGCAGAUCAGAAGAGUUUGUGAGAAUGGAGCAUGGAUAGAGGGAGAGGAGGAAAUUGGAAAUCUUUGCAGCAAAGUUUUAUCAGAACUUAUUCACACAUCAGGAUACACAUAUUGA
Molecule: messenger RNA, 1110 nt
Organism: Lycium ferocissimum
Lineage: Eukaryota; Viridiplantae; Streptophyta; Magnoliopsida; Solanales; Solanaceae
Exons: 2
Coding region: 1-1110 (369 amino acids)
Source: RefSeq, a predicted model, not a curated record